This is a messenger RNA of Salvelinus fontinalis (brook trout), 6799 nucleotides long. Its product is annotated as kelch-like protein 24. Gene Ontology annotation, molecular function: protein binding. The record is from RefSeq and is a predicted model, not a curated record. The transcript is spliced from 8 exons. The coding region runs from base 321 to 2126 and encodes 601 amino acids. NCBI's taxonomy places the organism in Eukaryota, Metazoa, Chordata, Actinopteri, Salmoniformes, Salmonidae.
ACAUGAGCAAAUGUCAACAUCUAUAUCUUUAUGUAAAAAAAAAAAAAUAGCAGAUUCUCCUGGCAGAAUGAGACAGAGUGAAGGAGUCGUUUUCCCGUCUAAAUGAAAUAGAUGGUUUGAGAUAGUUGGCCUGGGGCUAUACACCUGUGCGUGUGCGUGUUCGUGUAAAAACUGUGAGCUGAAGACAGCCUACGUAUACCGUUCUUUUGCUCCAAACUUGCCUUUCUCUAGAGGUGAAAAAAAAAAUGACUCAGAAGGAGUGACCCCGAGGCUCUUCUCCCAGAAUUGACGGUAUCUGGUCGGUCUAUAGGGCAGCAGCCAUGGUGUUGAUCCUGGGCAGACGGCUCAACAGGGAGGACUCUGGGACCAGGGACUCCCCCGCCGUCAAACGAAAGGUAUUCGAAGUGGACUCCAAAACCCUGACCGGUAAUGAAGUUCUGGAGUUCUCAUCCGGCUCCUCCCACUCGGAGGCCAUCUUGCAGGUGUUCAACGAGUUCCGCGACAGCCGCCUCUUCACCGACGUGGUCAUCAGCGUGCAGGGCCGCGAGUUCCCCUGCCACCGCGCUGUGCUCUCUGCCUGUUCCUCCUACUUCCGUGCCAUGUUCUGCAAUGACCACCGCGAGUCACGUGAGAUGCUGGUGGAGAUCAACGGCAUCCUGGCCGAGGCCAUGGACUCUUUCCUCAGCUACGUCUACACGGGCCGCGCCAAGAUCACCACCGACAACGUGCAGUUCCUCUUCGAGACCUCCAGCCUCUUCCAGAUCUCCACGCUCCGCGACGCCUGCGCCAAGUUCCUGGAAGACCAGCUCGACCCCUGCAACUGCUUGGGCAUCCAACGCUUCGCCGACGCCCACGCUCUGAAACAGCUGGCCAGCCGCUGCCGCUCGUACGCCCUGGCCAACUUCCCUGACGUGGCCCAGCACGAGGAGUUCCUGGACCUGAGGAGAGAUGAGCUGGAGGAGUACAUCUGCAGUGACGAACUGGCCAUCGGGAAGGAGGAGGUGGUGUUUGAGGCGGUGAUGCGCUGGGUGUACCACAGUGUGGAGCCCCGGAGGCCCGUGCUUAAGGACCUGCUGCACCACGUCCGGCUGCCCCUGCUGCACCCAAACUACUUUGUCCAGACAGUGGAAGGAGACCAGAUCAUCCAGACGGCGCCAGAGUGCUACCAGCUCCUCCACGAGGCCCGGCGGUACCACGUACUGGGCAACGAGAUGAUGUCCCCCAGGACCCGCCCACGCAGGUCGACUGGCUACUCAGAGGUGAUUGUGGUGGUGGGGGGCUGUGAGCGGGUGGGAGGGUUCAACCUGCCCUACACAGAGUGUUACGACCCUGUGACGGGAGAGUGGAAGGCCCUGGCCAAGCUCCCAGAGUUCACCAAGUCAGAGUACGCCGUCUGUGCCCUCCGCAAUGACAUCCUGGUCUCAGGGGGUCGUAUCAAUGGCAGAGACGUGUGGAUGUACAACUCCCAGCUCAACCUGUGGAUCAGAGUGGCAUCACUCAACAAGGGACGCUGGAGACACAAGAUGGGCGUCCUACUGGGGAAGGUCUAUGCAGUGGGAGGGUAUGACGGCCAGAGUCGUUUAAGCAGUGUGGAGUGCUAUGAUUCCUUCUCUAACCGCUGGACAGAGGUGGCUCCCAUGAAGGAGGCAGUCAGUUCACCGGCCGUGUCCAGCUGUGCUGGGAAACUCUUUGUCAUCGGCGGAGGGCCAGACGACAACACUUGCUCUGACAAGGUCCAGUGCUAUGACCCAGAGGCAGACACCUGGGUACUAAGGGCAAGCAUCCCCAUCGCGAAGCGCUGCAUCACGGCGGUCUCCCUGAACAACCUGAUCUAUGUGACAGGAGGUCUCACCAAGUCCAUCUUCUGCUACGACCCUGCAGAGGACUACUGGAUGCACGUGGUGCACACCUUCAGCAAACAGGAGAGCUGUGGCAUGUCUGUGUGUAAUGGGAAGAUCUUCAUCCUGGGUGGGCGGGGUGAGAACGGCGAGGCCUCAGACACCAUCCUGUGUUACGACCCGGCAACAGGCAUCAUCACCGGGGUGGCCGCCAUGCCUCGCCCCAUCUCCUACCAUGGCUGUGUUACCAUCCACCGUUACAACGAGAAGUUCCUCCACCGGCCCUGACCCCACACACACACACACACACACACACACACACACACACACACACACACACACACACACACACACACACACACACACACACACACACACACACACACACACACACACACACACACACACACACACACACACACACACACACACACACACACACACACACAGGCUUAUACAUAAACACGCUUUCAGACACACUGAAAAAAAGAUGUAUUGAGACACACUCUCUUUAAAAAUGCUGCAAACAGACAUGCACGCAUAAUCACCCCACUUACACACACACGUUCUGGAUUCACCUCAAGAAGCAACUUGUUUAAAAAUUCAGACCACCUACAGCCCCAGUUUCUGAUUAAAUUAUUCACUCAUUGUCUUAUGUAGCAACUCUCUCUGUGGUUGGUAUCAUGGAAUUCCUGUUAUGCUACUGCAGAUCCAUCUCUGUCAGUUGUUGUUUUCUGGAGAACCAAAUCACAGACCGUCUGUUAGGCCUCCAGACGCCACAUCAGUAUGUCAGCAUCAGUGUGUAGGCUGUGGGCAUUCCUGGGCCGGUAGCAGCUCCUCAGCUGCUCUUCCUAAGAACCAGAGAUUCUGGUCUUUGAAAGUAAACAAAGGGUUGCUUUUUGAGAUGAUGUAUGUUGUCAUGUGCUGACAGGGAAUAGUGAUAGUAAUCAAGAACAAAGAUCUGAUUCAGACUUGAGAGAAAUGAAUUGGAACCUGGCUCUGAUUGACCAGGGGGUGGUACAGGAAGGAUUAUAAAAGGCAAAAGGUUAUACUCAUCACUCCAUUGGCUGUAUUCCAACUGUCUUAAAAUCACUUGAUAGUAUCAUGGAAACUGAUAACAGUACAUGUAUCAUGAAAUGUAUGGGAGUCCUUUUACCUGGAAGCCCAGAGGGUAGGGGUGGAAGCUAGAGGUUAAAAAUGUGCUCGAACUGAGUUUCAUGACUUCAAUUUGAUAUGCAGUUAAGCAGUGAUUGUUCGGUAUAAUUAUACAGUACCAGUCAACAGUUUGGACACACCUGCUAAUUCAAGGGUUUUAAUUUAUUUUUACUAUUUUUUAUUAUUGUAGAAUAAUAAUGAAGACAUCAAAACUACGAAAUAACACAUAUGGAAUCAUGUAGUAACCAACAAAAGUGUUCAACAAAUCAAAAUAUAUUUUAGAUUCUUCAAAGUAGCCACUAUUUGCCUUGAUGACAGCUUUGUACACUCUUGGCAUUCUCUCAACCAGCAUCAUGAAGUAGUCACCUGGAAUGCAUUAACAGGUGUGUUAAUUUGUAGAAUUGAUUUCCUUCUUAAUGCAUUUGAGACAAUCAGUUGUGUUGUGACAAGGUAGGGGGGGUAUACAAAAGAUAGCCCUAUUUGCUAAAAGGCCCCAAAAAUAUAUUUUGAUUUGUGUAACACUUUUUUGGUUGCUACAUGAUUCCAUAUGUAUUAUUUUAUAGUUUUGAUGUCUUCAUUAUUAUUCUACAUUGUAGACAAUAGUAAAAAUUAAGAAAAACCCUGAAAUGAGUAGGUGUGCCCAAACUUUUGACUGGUACUGUAUAUAUUUUAAUAGCUGAUUGGAAAAACAGAGGCCAUGUCCAAAUAGUAUGAAAUGUCUUACUUCCAUUGUCAAUUACAUGAUUGAAAGGAGGCAAGGAAAGGAGGCCAUAUGAGAGCAUUGGGACGCAGCCAGAACCUUUGCUGUUGUCUCUGCUCCUCUCUCCUCUCCUCCUGCUGUGGUCUGAACUCUGAAUCUGCUCUCUCCUAUUUCAAUUUCCUGUCAGAGCUUCCCUUUACUUCCUGUUUCCUUAUCAUCUAUUUUCUCCUCAUAUCCUACCUCUUAGAUUUUCAUCUUUCCCGGUCGCCCUCCCUUUAAUCUUUGGUACACACAUACACUACCGUUUAAAAGUUUGGGGUCACUUAGAUAUGUCCAUUAAAAUAACAUCAAAUUGAUCAGAAAUACAGUGUAGACAUUGUUAAUGUUGUAAAUUACUUUUGUUGCAGGAAACGGCAGAUUUUUUAUGGAAUAUCUACAUAGGCGUACAGAGGUCCAUUAUCAGCAACCAUCACUCCUGUAUUCCAAUGGCACGUUGUGUUAGCUAAUACAAGUUUAUAAUUUAAAAAUGCUAAUUGAUCAUUUGAAAACCCUUUUGCAAUUAUGUUAGCACAGCUGAAAACAGUCGUUCUGAUUAAAGAAGCAAUAAAACUGGCCUUCUUUAAACUAGUUGAGUAUCUGUAGCAUCAGCAUUUGUGGAUUUGAUUACAGGCUCAAAAUGGCCAGAAACAUUCUUCUGAAACUCGUCAGUCUAUUCUUGUUCUGAGAAAUUAAGUCUAUUCCAUGCAAGAAAUUGCCUAGAAACUGAAGAUCUCGUACAGCGCUGUGUACUACUCCCUUCACAGAACAGCUCAAACUGUCUCUAAACAGAACAGAGUGGGAGGCCCCGGUGCACAACUAAGCAAGAGGACAAGUAUAUUAGAGUUAGUUUGAGAAACAGACACCUCACAAGUCCCCAACUGGCAGCUUCAUUAAAUAGUACCCACAAAACACCAGUCUCAAUGUCAACAGUGAAGAGGCGACUCCAGGAUACUGGCCUUCUAGGCAGAGUUGCAAAGAAAAAUCCAUAUCACAUUUCAUGUAUGUUUUCAUGGAAAACAAAGACCUAAGUGACCCCAAACAUUUGAACGGUAGUGUACCUAUAUACACACAAAUAAACACACACACAGACAUUUUUUUUAUUUUGGAAUUUAUUAAAUUAUAUUUUGUCUUUUUUUUACCAUUGGAUAUUUGUACUGGCGUAGCUUUACCUGUGUGUUUGUUGCUCCAUGUGUUGGAUAGUUGAUCUGGAUGUUGGGUGUGUGGCUGAUUUAGUCCACUUCAGAUGUCUUUGUAUAUCAAGACUGUUCUGAAUGACUGGUACAGUAUAUCAUGUGACUUUUACCGUAUGUAAACCGCGUUACGUCAUAAUAGACUGUUUGCUAUUGUGCCGCUUACCCAGUGGCCUUGCUUCAUGUUUGCAAAUUCUAUAGAACUCUGUGCCAUACGUAGACGGUGUCACCUCUCACCUGUAUACUCAUGUAAUGUACAGCUCAUGUACACAGUGUAGCUCGGGGUAACCAUGGUGACCUCCAGGUGUGUGCCGUCUGCUCAGGUAAUACACUGGCACCAGUGUAUUACCUCACACAGGAUAUGAUUGAUUGGCAGGUGUGAUGGCAGAAAUGUCUUUGUGUUGAUUCUGGUCAGUAAAAGUCUCCUUUUACUUUUGGUGUCAUUAGAAUAGAGAUGUAUUGCUGUGAAUUUGGUAACUUUAAGCCUUUUUAUUUACUCCAUUUUGAUUUAAAUGUAUCUGUCUUUGUUGAUUGUGUUUUUUUUUGUAUCCGAGAGCCCCAAUUGUGCACUUUCACUAUUAUAUGUAGAGUGAAAAUGAAAAUAUCACAAUGUAAAUAUGAUUUUAGAUUUUCUUUGUUUACUGUAUCAGUAAAUGUUCUUUGCUUUCAUGUGACGUAUGUGAGUAUAGUGAAUGGAGCCAGUCAGCAACUCCAACUGGUCUGUGCCUGCUAUUCCUCUGAUUCCUCACAAAGAGCACAACUAUAAUAUGUGAGAUGAAGAUCAACACAGGGAGAGAGAAGGGGGGGAGCACUCCGUUAUUGGGUAAUGGGUAAGGGACGGUUUUGUUACUCAAUUAUGAUUUGACUAAAUAAAAUGUUAUAUAAAUUUAAACAAAAUAAAUGUAAGAUGCAAUAGAAUAAUAUUAGGAUAUAUCUGGAUCUGACAAAGUGAAAUGAAAUGCUUGUUGGCUUAAUCUACAUUCCAGACAUUCAUGUGGAUGGCUGAUUUGAUUUUUGUGUGAAAUUCACAGUGGUAAACCACCGGAAGCAAUAUUGGAUUAGAGGAAUGUUGGAAUUCUUCAGAACCCCUCAAGUGUAUCCUCAUUCUCUCCCAGAAUUCCUAGCUCAGGGUUUUAACUCAGUGGCACACAACCAGAGGAGGCUGGCAGGCGAGAGAGAGAGAGAGUGUGUGAGUGCGUCUGUGACUUCAUUGAGUAUUUACCAUAACAGGACAAAACAACAUUGUCCUCAUGUCUAUGUAUCACCAUGAUUUAUGUUUUUCAUUGUUAGCAGUGUAGAGGUUUUCAUGUUUCUGCCUUGUUGAGAUGAUCCUUUUGUUCUGAUCAUAUUGGUACUCUUUCUAUAGCUGUUAUUGCGGUGAGUGCUGGGAUAAGGGUUAGGACUGUGUGUGAUUGCGUGAUGCUUGUUUAUGACAAUCUGUCCCAUGCAAAUGGUCUCUAUUCUAUUUUGGAUGACUCUCAGUGGGCAAGACCUGGACAGGGGAGAAGUGAUUGAUGGAUGUGAAUGUAGCGUUAGGCCUUCGGCUCAGAUCAAAUCCCACAGGUGACGUUGUUUUGAACCUGCUUCUAUGGGAACCUGGAUUUAAACUGUGGAUUUGAUGAACUAGUGCAGCCUAAAGUUCUUGUGUACAAGAUGGGGGGGGGGGGGGGGGGUAGUACUAUCUGGAGAAUGCAGUUCUUUAUACCUUAAUGGAAUAAGCCAAUAUUGGAUUAAAGUAUGUAUGAUGUGAUGCUUGUAUCUUUUGUUCUUCUGUUUGUCACUGAAAAGUAACUUGGACUGUCUGAGCUACAGUAUAUCAGACUGUAAUUGCUCACUUGUGUAAAUGAAGCAUCAAUAAAGUUAUUCUUUAUAAUGAA